GUUCCCAAACAAAUAUCCACGCGUCGUGGUUAAUUAUGUUGAUCAUCAUCGACCUCAUCGAACUAAAAAAACAAUAUCACUUCUUUGAUUCCCCUCCUGUUAUCAUCAUUCAUAUCUCUCUCUCUCUCUCUCUCUCUCUCCGCCGGCCGGCCGCCGUUCUCCACCUUUGAUUCAUUUUCCGGCGACUAACUUCCACGUUACUCCUGUUUAAACCCUAAUCCUAUCCUCACAGGAUGGUAGCUCUUUCAAAUUCUUUGCUCUUACCAACAAAUCCUUUUGGCUCUAGUUUGAAGUCAGCAGACCAAAGUGUCAGUGGCACCACCAAGUUGGCCUUCAGCCCAAGGAGUAGAGGAAAAUCAUCCUCAUCUAGAAGUUCAUUGACCGUUCAAGCAGGAUAUAGUGAUGGUGGAAGGCCAGGCAAUACCAGAAUCUUUGUUGGUGGCUUUCUAUUAGGAGGAGUAAUCAUUGGUGCACUUGGUUGUAUCUAUGCGCCUCAGAUUAGCAAGGCAUUAGCUGAAACAGAUAAGAAGGACCUCAUGAGAAAAUUGCCCAAAUUUAUAUAUGAUGAAGAAAAAGCAUUGGAGAAACAGCGCAAGAUACUAACGGAGAAGAUUGUCCAGCUGAAUGACGCUAUUGAUGACAUUUCCAACCAGUUGAGGUCAGGAGACACACAAAAUGGAGUUGCUGUGAACCUAGAUGAAGUUGAAACAAUUAUAUAAGAACACUUCUAUUUGUUUCAUGUAGAGAUCAACUUUCGGAAGACAUUGAGCAUAUUCUAAGAGCACUCCUGGUUGCAGUUUUAGUAUAUCAUUAGUGUUGCUAUGAAUGUGCAAACUGAGGAAUAAAAUGUGAUUCUCUGCUAUGUUUUUGUUCUGUACCAGAAGCUUCAAACUCUAAUGUACAUGUUUGUAAUCCGUUUAAUCUCACUGUCUUGGUUUGGUCGUGCAAGUUCCAUAGUGAAAUGAAUUGUGAGUUGAAUGUUCUUUU
This is a messenger RNA of Nicotiana attenuata, 987 nucleotides long. Its product is annotated as thylakoid membrane protein ssl2009-like. The record is from RefSeq and is a predicted model, not a curated record. The transcript is spliced from 5 exons. Bases 234 to 719 code for a protein of 161 amino acids. Lineage: Eukaryota; Viridiplantae; Streptophyta; Magnoliopsida; Solanales; Solanaceae. Gene Ontology annotation, cellular component: chloroplast inner membrane; chloroplast thylakoid membrane.